This is a messenger RNA of Trametes versicolor FP-101664 SS1, 975 nucleotides long. RefSeq names its product HET-domain-containing protein. The transcript has a single exon. The coding region runs from base 1 to 975 and encodes 324 amino acids. Lineage: Eukaryota; Fungi; Basidiomycota; Agaricomycetes; Polyporales; Polyporaceae. The record is from RefSeq and is a predicted model, not a curated record.
AUGUGGUUGCUUUCUACUGACCACCUGGAGCUGGUCCAUUUCGAUCGUUUCGAUCAAGUUCCUGGCGGAUAUGCGAUACUCUCGCACGUCUGGCAGGCCUCGGAGCAAUCGUUCCAAGAGGUUCAGGAACUGCAAAUUGCUGGCACGCCUUACGACGACCCUAUUCUGUCCGCGAAAAUCCGUGGUUGCGUGCAAGCGGCCAAGACGCACGGUCUCGACUGGCUUUGGAUCGAUGCGUCCUGCAUCGACAAGAAGAGCAGCGCAGAACUCUCGGAGGCGAUCAACUCGAUGUUCAGCUGGUACGCUGAGGCCCAGAUCUGCUACGCCUACCUCCAGGACGUCCCGAAUUCUUGUCUUCUCAAUUCACCCGGCUCCGCUUUCAGAGCGAGUAGGUGGUUCACCCGCGGCUGGACGCUGCAGGAGCUCAUCGCGCCCCGAUGUCUCGUCUUCCUGUCCUCCGAGUGGACACAUCUAGGGACCAAGGCUUCUCUAGCGCCUCUCCUCUCGGAGAUCACUGGCAUAGAUAUAGAAGUCCUAACAAACCGGAGGGAGCUGCAGCAAGUGAGCGUCGCACGCCGCAUGUCAUGGGCCUCCAAACGCCAGACCACAAGAGUGGAGGACGAGGCGUAUUCUUUGAUGGGGCUCUUCGGUAUUACGAUGCCUACGAUAUACGGCGAAGGCGGGGAGGCGUUCAGACGGCUCCAAGAACAGAUCAUGAAGCACUCGUCGGAUCAGACCCUUUUUGCAUGGGGACAGGUGCUACCCCCCGACUUGACACGGACUUGCCUGAGCCGCGAUAUCGGGAACGCCAUCGGCACGCUCCUCGCGCCGUCUCCCCAUGCUUUCGUAGAAUCCGUGGAUUAUCGAUCAAUUCCUCCCUCCAGGAUGGCUAGUGCGACGAGCCACAGCAUGCAAGUCCCUUCCGGCGACUCCUUCGUAUGUGUAAUCACUCUUAUUGAGAAGUGUAUGGCCUAA